Zingiber officinale is the source of this 1291-nucleotide messenger RNA. RefSeq names its product probable membrane-associated kinase regulator 4. The transcript is spliced from 2 exons. Gene Ontology annotation, cellular component: plasma membrane. Lineage: Eukaryota; Viridiplantae; Streptophyta; Magnoliopsida; Zingiberales; Zingiberaceae. Gene Ontology annotation, molecular function: kinase inhibitor activity. The record is from RefSeq and is a predicted model, not a curated record. Bases 81 to 809 code for a protein of 242 amino acids.
ACCCAGCUCUGCUUUAAAAGCCACCUUCACUCCUCCCCACGCACCACGCCAUCGCCGAGAGCAAACAGAGAUCAGCGUCCAUGGCGGAAGAAGACUUCAUCGACAUCGACUUCGCUUCCUUUCAGCCGGAGUUCGAAUUCCAUAUGACCUCCGACGACCCACCCCUGCCCUCCCCCGCCGACGAGCUCUUCUACAAGGGCAAGCUCCUCCCCCUCCAGCUCCCCCCUCGCCUCCAAAUGGUCCAGCAGCUCCUCCGCAACGCCUCCUCCUCCGCCACCGCAACGCCAUACCACUCCUGCAACGUCAGCUGUGAGCUCAAUCCCGAGGAAGAGGACUACUUCCAGGACAGCUUCGCCGAGCUCAACCCCAAGAAAUCAUGGGCCAAGAAGCUCAAGGAGGCCACUCUCAGCCUCAAAGUCAAAGCUUCCAGAUCUUAUUUCAAAUCCCUGUUCCACAAACCUCGACCCACAAAUGACAAAUUGGAAGGCCCAAAAACCUCGAGGCGCCGUCAAAAUCCAAACAUGGCGGAAGACGAGAGCUGGAGCAAGUCCUCCGCCGCUUCUUCCAAAUCAUCGUCCUUCUCCAGCGAGUUCAGCGGCGGUAAGUCCAUGCUGAGGCGGAGCAGCAGCGCGAGCUCCGACGCGGAGACCUCGAUCCAGGGGGCGAUCGCCUACUGCAAGAAGAGUAGUCAACGUGCGUUUGACUCCGGUCAUUCCGCUGCCAGGAAGAGCGCGAGCAAUGCCGGCUUCCACUUGCUCUCCGCUUCCAGAAUUGCACCAAACUGUGAUCAGGCGAAGCCUCCGAGUUAGAUUUGCCCCCCUUUUGCCUUGUUGUUCUUCUUCUCAUGGGAAAGAAAGAAAAAAGUUUCUGUAAACAAAGAACAGAGGACGCAGAGUUCGAAGGUUGACUUUUUGUGUCUUCCUCGCUUAAUUUUGUCUUCAUGCAUGUUCUCUGGAGCUGAUGGAGACAAAAGCAUGAUCAUGGUGCUGGCAAUAAUUGCAGAAACCCACCGAAGAACAAAUUGAUUCCUUGAUUGGAAUGCAGGAUAUGGAAAAAUAUUUGAGGUGUAGACAAAUAAUCCAUAAACUAAGCAAAGGUGUCUAAAGAGGAACUAAAGAAAACCAGAGCAACCUACUUGGAGUGAGAUGCUGUGGAGCAUUUGCCUGCUUUAUUUAUUUUGCAUUAGAUAGACAUCAAUGAUGAGUAUAGUCAAAUCUCUAACCUUUUAGGCUUUCUUAUGACUUAAUUUUAAAUUUAUUUUCAAUGUUUUUAUGGGUCACAAAUGCAUCAG